Molecule: messenger RNA, 2079 nt
Organism: Cyprinus carpio (common carp)
Lineage: Eukaryota; Metazoa; Chordata; Actinopteri; Cypriniformes; Cyprinidae
Product: F-box only protein 15-like
Exons: 11
Coding region: 60-1454 (464 amino acids)
Molecular function (GO): protein binding
Source: RefSeq, a predicted model, not a curated record
UACCUUGACAGCGAGAUGCCGGAAGAGCACAUAAACACGCUUCACAAGAGAUACAAAUUAUGUCUUCGCAAUCCGUGAAGACCCAGAGGCAAGAUGCUGGGCAGCCUUCAAUUAUUAAAUCAAAAUCCAUGUCCAGAAAACCAAGAAAAGCGGCUCUACAACAUCCAUCAGUUCACAGAAUGACAUCCAAACGCAGAGAAAACUCUUUAGAAAGGAUGCCACUGGAGAUCAUUCUCAGGAUUCUCUCAUACUUGGAUACUGGGUCUCUUUUCUGCAUUAGCUUUGUCAACAAGUACUUCCAUGAACUGUCCAACAGCAAUGCCAUGUGGUAUCAGUUUUACAUCCGUGAACGUACCAAAAAGAAGAAAGCCGGCCAACAAGACCAGAUGAUACAUGCCCUAGGUAUGGUGGGUGUGCAGGAGAGGCCAAGGGGAUACUGGAGAAACACGUUCUUCAAAGAAAUUGCUGGCCUGAACUUGAACAAGUGGAGAACGAAACUACGACGCAUUGACCCUUUUUCAGGAAUGCCGCGUCAUACAGAGGAAGUCAUAAGGAGUCUGUGCAUUACAUGGGAGAUCACAGUGACUGAUGGGAGAGGACGGCAGAGCACCUUUGAGCAGUCUCAUGCCUCCUUCAGUAGUACGGCUGUUUUUGUGUUCUGGGGCACUGUCAGUUGGCCUCCUUUCAACCAGCUCACCUCGCUUGAGCUUCGUGGAGUGUUGCGGGUGCCACUCAAUUGUCCUGCACCUUACAGGCCGGGCUGGAAAUCAGUUAUGUCCAAAGUAAAGCUUCAAAGAGAACACAGCGAGUUGUGUGUUUCAGACAAGAUUGUGAAGAUGCUGUAUGUUGGACAGGGCAUAACUUUGGGAUUCUGGAAGGACCAGUGGGAAAUUGCUUUUGUCAUGGUGAACUUGCACAAUCACAGACUUGUGGACAGAAGUCUUCAUGCAUCAAUUAGUCCAUGUACAGCAGAUGGAGUCUGUGCUUUGUUUGAUGAUGUGGACCCGGAGUAUGGUCUCCAUGGAUACACUGCUUACAUUGAACUGCACAAUACAGUGAGAGUCAUCAUGUCUGGCCGCUUUUCCCAGCUGUUUUGCAGGAGAGAUCAGAUUUCUAAUGGUUAUCUUCCACUGGAAGUGAUCAGUGAGAAUAACAUAUCUCCAAAUAUUCAUCUGGUUGGAGAUGUCAGCUUGCCUUGGAGGACUGAAGCUUUACAUGGAACUGUCAAGGACUGUUGCAUGAUCAGCCUCACUGUAUGGGAUGAAGCCAAGCAGCCUUUUUGGUGGGUCAGCGCUCCUGUUGUGAUGACCAAAGCAAGUCAGGACACAGUAUCAUAUGAUUUUGAUGGCAGGAGUUUCUCCAUUCUAUACCAAGACUCAGAGGGGAGGGUGGAGAUGAGGCUGAAGCAGAUGGAGUAUAAAGAACAGUAUUUUGUGACAAGAAAUAAUGGAUAAAAAGGCAAAACAGAACCAGGAAAAUACAUGAGCCAGUCCUCAGUCAGCCUGUGCUAAAAACAUCAAUCCAUCCAUGGGCGGCUCAUCAGUGCGUGUUCCAGAAUGGCAGAAGGAGUGGCGUGUCCGGGCAACUUUUGUAAUGUGAAUUACAGUCCGAGUCUCUGAGAGCACUUAAACAGGAGGAUAUGAAGCUUCUGAGGUCAGAUAUAUUCUAUUAACCUGGCCAUACCUCCUAAUGACAGCUCUUAUUUACUUGUCAGAUCCUUUUAGUGUGGAGGAAACAAACGUAUUGUCAUGUUCAGUGCUGCUGACAGGGCCGCUCUGCAUUAUUCAUCUGUUCAUGGUAAUACAGCCCUGUUCCUCUCUCUUACCCUCCCUUCCCUUAUUUCAGCUUUUAAUCAGACUCCGAGAUAAGACCUGUUGAAUAGAAAUGAACUCUAAUGCUUCUUUCUGCAUGGCUGUUAAGGGAUAUAAAUUACAACACUCUGUCAGUCCAGUCGACAACUCACCAACCCACAAUCAUUUAAAUCCCUCAGGACACAGAUUUCCUUCCCUACAGACAAACUCCAACUUUUUUUUGCAAUUCUGAGAAUAGGUAUAAACUCAGAAUUGCAUGAAUAUAAUC